This is a messenger RNA of Peronospora matthiolae, 912 nucleotides long. The record is from the annotation of a GenBank genome assembly. NCBI's taxonomy places the organism in Eukaryota, Oomycota, Peronosporomycetes, Peronosporales, Peronosporaceae.
AUGUUCGAGUAUCACGAUGCUCCUAUAGGAGGACAUCGUGGCCGGGAGAAAACAUAUCUCACGGCGAGUCGAGACUUUUACUGGCCCCGCCAGUAUCAGUUUGUGCGCAAGUACAUUCGCGCAUGCGAAGUCUGUCAACGAGUGAAGUCAAGUCCAUCACUGCGUGCACCUUUACAGCCUCUACCGGUUCCGGCUGAGUGCUGGGAAUCCAUCUCAAUGGAAUUCGUCUUCGCGUUACCCAAAGACGCACGCGGGAAUACGGGUAUUCUCGUUUUUGUUGACAGAUUCAGCAAAAUGAUACACCUUGUGGCUGUACCAGAGUCAAUCACAGCAAGUGGCUGUGCUUGUGUCUUUAUUGACACCAUCUUCCGACUUCAUGGGUUGCCCCGUGAACUCGUAUCAGACAGAGAUCCACGAUUCACUGCUGAUUUCUGGCGUUCCGUGUUCAAAUCGCUCGGUACGCGCUUGAAGAUGUCGACAUCUGAUCAUCCAGAGUCAGAUGGUCAGACGGAACGUGCCAAUCGUGUCCUCGAAGAGAUACUUCGAGGAUACGUACACUCCUUUAAGAGUUGGAGUGAGUUCUUGCCAAUGGUAGAGUUUGCCAUUAACAACUCGGUGCAUGCGUCCACGACACAUACACCGUUUUACGUGAAUGGCUUGCGCCAUCCGCGAGUACCCACCUUACUAGAGUGUGACUCUGAGGUCAUUGCGUUUGAUGCCGAUAUCGAUAACAUCGACAUCGAAGAAGAUGAUGCCAGUGAGAGCGAGGAAGCCCUCCCUGAAGAAAAGAUUGAUGUUGCUGCGGUGCACUCACAGCGCACUGAAGCUAACGAGCCAGUAGAUGAGUUCAUACUGGCUCGUGAAACGGUAGUCCGUUUUGUGCAAGACUCCAUCGCCGAAGCGGUGGAUUAG